CAAACAUGGCUGCCCCGGCGCCCGUCGGCCCCUCGGGCUCCUGCUGUCGUCGGCUGGCCGCGGGCCUACGGUUGCUUCCGCUGCUGUGGCUACUGCAGCUGCUGGUGGAGCCCGGCCUGGGCCGCGUCCACCACCUGGCGCUCAAGGACGACGUGAGGCAUAAGGUUCAUCUGAACACCUUUGGAUUCUUCAAGAAUGGGUACAUGGUGGUUAAUGUCAGCAGCCUUUCAGUGAAUGAGCCUGAGGGAGCCACAGAGAAGGACCUGAUGAUUGGAUUCAGCCUCGACCGUACAAAGAAUGACGGAUUUUCUUCUUACCUGGAUGAAGAUCUGAAUUUCUGUAUUUUAAGGAAACAGAUUGUCUCUGUCCCCCUUCUAAUCCUAAACUUCUCCAGAAGUGAAGUGAAAAUAAAAUCUCCAUCAGAAUCUGGUUCCCAGUUACCAAAGAUCAACUUCAGCAAGGAUGAGAAAGUCCUUGGCCAGAGCCAGGAGGCUGGCAUUAACCCUGUUUCAGCAGGCAGCCAGACAGAGACAAAACAAGAGAGUGGAAAGUCUGAAAGAAGUACAGUGGAUUCAAAGGGAAUGGAAGAGACGUCCUUUUCUGUUCGUAAUAAUGAUGGGGCACUUUCAUUUGGGUUUUUCUUUAACAUCAGCACCAAUGACCAGGAAGGCCUCUACAGUCUUUAUUUUCAUAAAUGCCCUGGACCUAAAAUACAGUCUAAUGACAAGUUUUUAUUCAGCCUUGAUAUUGAGAUCACAGAGAAGAAUCCUGACAGCUACCUCUCUGCAGGAGAAAUUCCUCUCCCUAAGUUAUACAUUUUUAUGGCCUUUUUCUUUUUCCUUUCUGGGACCAUCUGGAUUCACAUCCUUCGAAAACGACGGAAUGAUGUAUUUAAGAUUCACUGGUUGAUGGCAGCCCUUCCUUUCACCAAGUCUCUUUCUUUGGUGUUCCAUGCGAUCGACUACCACUACAUCUCCUCCCAGGGCUUUCCCAUCGAAGGUUGGGCAGUUGUGUACUACAUCACUCACCUUUUGAAAGGAGCACUACUGUUCAUCACCAUUGCGCUCAUUGGCACUGGCUGGGCUUUCAUUAAGCACAUCCUGUCCGAUAAAGACAAAAAGAUCUUCAUGAUUGUCAUCCCACUCCAGGUCCUGGCCAAUGUGGCCUACAUCAUCAUAGAGUCCACCGAGGAGGGGACAACUGAGUACGCCUUGUGGAAGGAUUCUCUGUUUCUGGUGGACCUGCUGUGCUGUGGGGCCAUCCUCUUCCCAGUGGUGUGGUCAAUCAGGCAUUUACAAGAAGCAUCGGCAACAGAUGGAAAAGCUGCUAUUAACUUAGCAAAGCUGAAACUUUUCAGACAUUAUUACGUCUUGAUCGUGUGUUACAUAUACUUCACCAGGAUCAUCGCGUUUUUCCUCAAAUUCGCAGUCCCGUUCCAGUGGAAGUGGCUCUACCAGCUCUUGGAUGAAAUGGCCACGCUGGUGUUCUUUGUUCUCACCGGGUACAAGUUCCGCCCAGCGUCAGACAACCCCUACCUACAGCUUUCUCAGGAAGACGAUGACUUGGAAAUGGAAUCUGUCGUGACGACAUCAGGGGUGAUGGAGAAUAUGAAGAAAGUCAAGAAGGUGACCAACGGCUCGGUGGAGCCCCAGGGUGACUGGGAGUGCACCGCGUGAUGGAGCACCUUGAGGCUGGCCCCGACAGAGAAGACAUUUAAUUUAUUAUUUGUCCUAUUGGUGAGCGAGAGCCGCUGGCACCUCCCAACAAUGACACUACAGAGCACGUGGCCGGGAGCAAAGUGCCACGCAAACCUGAUUUUUUACUCUCUUUUACGGAGACUGGAUCUGUGGCUGGUCAUAGGCAGCUGGAUUUCUCCUUCAGGCGGGCACAGUGCGGAGGGCAUGUAGCAAGGAGGAGAAUAAAAGGAAGACUUGGUUUUGA
Molecule: messenger RNA, 1941 nt
Organism: Molossus molossus (Pallas's mastiff bat)
Lineage: Eukaryota; Metazoa; Chordata; Mammalia; Chiroptera; Molossidae
Gene: GPR107
Product: G protein-coupled receptor 107
Exons: 18
Coding region: 6-1676 (556 amino acids)
Biological process (GO): clathrin-dependent endocytosis
Cellular component (GO): membrane; clathrin-coated vesicle; Golgi apparatus
Molecular function (GO): clathrin heavy chain binding
Source: RefSeq, a predicted model, not a curated record